UAAAAGCAGGAGAAAUGAAAGGGGUGUGAUUGCAGACUGCAAACUAAUAGACUGGUGUCAGGACAAGAGCUAUAGUGAGAGUUUAGUCUUUCUUUCUUACAAGUAACAGUGAUUUCUGUGGAGGUGAAGUGACAAAAUGAGCAGGUACUCAACAUCCAGCAGCACUAGUCCAAGUGUGGCAAUCGAGGACAGCAAGAAAAAGACCUCUCUCCUGAAGGACAACAGUUGGAUCAAAAAGCCUGAUGAUGAAGAUGAAGCUGUUGACCGAGAUCCAAACUUUGGCAGAGAAGUUCUAAGAUCCAGGUCCAGUGAAACUAUUGUGAGUUCAGAACCAGAAAAACCAAAAACCACUAGGACUUUGAACACGUCGACAUCUGUAUCGGCUUUGUCCAAGAGAUUCAGUGGAAGUCAAGAUGAGCUGAAAAGCAGCACCCUCCCUACCACCAGGACCUCCAGAAAUACCUACACAACCAGGUCUUCUGUUACAGAGGAGCCAAAGACAAGUACCACAACCACUACUAUCACAGAGAACGGCAAAACUACUGAGACCACCAUCACCACCUCACAGACUGUCAGAACUCUUAAAACUCCCACCAAGACUGGCACAUUCACUGAACGGGUCUUCUCUGAUGUCAAGUCUUCCAGCAAAGUGUCACCUUAUUCAACCUAUUCACCUUCCAAAACAACCAAAGUGACUGAGACAACUGUCACCACCAAUAAAGAGGCAGAAGAUCAUCUUUUUGACACACUUCUCACCAAGUCUGCCAAGGAUACUUCACCCUCAGACAGUAAAACAAGCAUCUCCACCACUGAGACUGUGAUUGUGAAAAGCAGGGGUGACGACCCUGAGGACAAACUGUAUGAUUCACUCAUUCCAAAGCGUAUCAAAGAGGAUUCUCCAGACAGCAGAGUUUACAGCACGGAGACUGUGACUGUGAAAAGAAGGCCCAGUGGAGAUGGUAUUAAAACUGCAACCACAACAAGGACUUCUUCUACAACUGAGGAUUCACUCUAUGACACUCUUCUGCCCAAAUCCAUCACAUCUAAUCCAUCCACUCCCACCAGCACAAGUGUCACAAAGAUUGUCACAGUGGAAAGCAGCAGAGGAAGUGACAGCCCAACUCUGAGCUCCUCCACCCGCUCCACCAGCUACAGCUCUAUUACUGAUGAAUACCCCUCGACCCGCACCUCUAGCUACACUAUCAGUUCCAUGCCCAGUGACAAGUACAGCAGUGACAUUAAAACCACCAGCCGCACCUCCAGCUACAGCUCUUACACUGAUGACAUUCCCUCCACCCGCACCUCCAGCUACAGUAUCAGUACCUCACCCAGUGAUGACUACAGCAGUACCCGUAAAUCCUACACCUACUCCAGUCCAGACAGCACAUAUGACUAUAAAAGUAUCACUAGUCCCUCUACCUACACCUCAUACAGGAGCAGCAGCAGGUCAGAUGAACCAGAUUCUUUCACUAGAUCCUCCUUCAAGAGCACAGAGAGGACAAUCCUUGACAAAGACCUGUGCACCUCCUGUCGUAAACCAUUCACUGGUGAUGCCAAGAUCAUCCUGGAUGAAAUGAAGAUUAACUGCCAUGCCACCUGCUUUAAAUGUGAGGUGUGUAACGGCACUCUGGGUCAUCUGAAAGCCGGGGACACCAUGUGGAUCUACAAACACAUGGUGCACUGUGAGAGAUGCUUUGAAGUCACUAGAGACAAAUGGCACCGCUGAUGUUUUUUACCCCAAAACUUGCAAUGAAGAAAGCACAGAUUACUAGUUAUUAAUACAUUUUUGGUGAGAUGGGGUCUCCUCUUAUAUGGGCAAGCUUUUUGUUUUUUGGCAAAUAUGAGAUAUUUUAAUAACACGAGCACUAUUGUAUCCGAUGUUAACUGUGUUGUUUAUGACAUUGUCUUAACACCCACAUUUUGUCAAAUAUGUAAUAGCACUUCUGAGGGUUCCCUAAUGCCUGCAGCCUCUUGUUUAUAACAUGCCAGAAGAUAUGGUAAUAUUUAGGGCCGGGGGCUUUUGCUGUGCAAUAUAAGCAAUCAGUGUGUCAUUAUGUAUUCAUCUAUUGAGUAAAAAUAUAUCAGUUUUGUUUUUUGAUGUGAUUUCAAUAUCCUUACGUAUAUGGAGUGGUGAUCUGAUCUUGCAAAGCAAUAAAUAUUGUUACAUUGACAUUA
Sphaeramia orbicularis (orbiculate cardinalfish) is the source of this 2175-nucleotide messenger RNA. It is a transcript of the gene scel, whose product is annotated as sciellin. The transcript has 28 exons. Lineage: Eukaryota; Metazoa; Chordata; Actinopteri; Kurtiformes; Apogonidae. Bases 137 to 1726 code for a protein of 529 amino acids. The record is from RefSeq and is a predicted model, not a curated record.